Molecule: messenger RNA, 1501 nt
Organism: Drosophila takahashii
Lineage: Eukaryota; Metazoa; Arthropoda; Insecta; Diptera; Drosophilidae
Gene: UBL3
Product: ubiquitin like 3
Molecular function (GO): protein binding
Source: RefSeq, a predicted model, not a curated record
GUGAUGAGUAUGUAUAAGUGAGUGUAUAAGUAUUUACCAAUCGUUCGCUUUAGGAAAAUUAAAAAUUAGUGUCGUUCGGGCCAAGAUAAAUGUUAAAAAACCCAGUGAAGCGCCAGUGAAUCGUUGGUGAAACGCCCGCUACCUGCAGAUUGAAACGUCCAUCGAGUGUCUGGAGACUAAGGGGCAUAUCUACAUAUGUACAUAUAUACCAGUGCGCAGGUAUAUAAGGAAAACGGGGAAAACAUUGGAAAAACCACCCAUUGAACGCAAUCCAAUUAAAUUCUGCAGAUUAUGCAGCACUGUAAUAAUCGAAAGUUACAUCAAAUCUGAGCCAAGCAAAAUGGCACUUGCAAUUGCAAUCGAUGAUUACAGUCAACCCGAAAAGUUGCCCACUGCUGGGCAGUUGGUAAAUCAGUAAGACACUGAGUACGAAAAAAAAAACACCACCCUCUCGCCAUGUCGGUAACAUCUUCGAUUGAAAAGCCCACACAACAGCAACAAAAGCAACUGGAGAGGGAGAGGGAGAGCAACACUACAGCAGCAACCACAACAACAACAACAGCGACUAUUGCAAUUGUAACUGGCCAAAGUCAAAAUCAAAAUCAAAAUCAGAAGCGAAAAUCCUUGAAUUCGAAGCGCUCGUACUCGCUGUCCUCGAGUGCAUCCAGCUCCGGUUCCGGUUCCUUCGGUGCGAUAAGGUCCGCGACAUCGCCAUUAGUCACCGAGAAGGAGAAGAUUUCAAGCGGUAGUGGGAAUAAUUUGCCCUUCUCCUCGUUCUCCUACUGCACCGACACCAUAGCAGCCGUGCAUCACCAGCGACAGUCGUACGCUCUGGUCCAGAAGCCCCCGUCCCUGCGAUACCAGGGAAAGGCCAACCAUCCCCAUCACCAUCAUCAGCUGCUGGCCAACUUCUCGCCAACGAUGACCUCCUCCUCGGAGCCCUCGUCCCCGCUGGCCGCCGAUGGCCCUGGAUCCGGAAUCCUCAGCCCCUCCGAGGUCACCACCCAUUGUUGCACCAAUGUCAAGGCCAACAUCACUCCGCUGGCCACACAGAAAAUGCAUCGAACAAUACCAUCUGAUAAAAUUAACCUACGCCUCAUUCUUGUUAGUGGUAAAACAAAAGAAUUUAUUUUUAGCCCCUCAGAUUCCGCAGGUGAUAUUGCACAAACAGUAUUUGAUAAUUGGCCAGAAGAUUGGACUCACGAAACUGUAUCGAAAGCUGAAAUCUUGCGCUUGAUUUAUCAAGGUCGUUUUCUCCAUUGCAAUGUAACCUUAGGAGCACUGGGACUUCCAUUAGGCAAAACGACUGUUAUGCAUUUAGUGCCACGUGAUAAUUUGCCAGAGCCCAAUUCGCAAGAUCAAAGACAAAAUAGUAAAGGCGGUUCUGGACGCUGCUGUUCAACAAAUUGCUCUAUUUUGUAACUAAAUUAUUAUAUAAUAGUGUAAUAUUUAAAUUAAUUUGCAUAAAAAAAAAAAAAAAAAAACAAAUAAAAAAAUAUAU